CAGGGUCGGGAUUCACUCUCUCUUCCUAUCUCAGAACACAGUCUGAGGCUCACCUCCAGAAUUUACUGUUAAGUAUGAUGAGACCUAAGGAUCUGCGCCAGGGUUCUGGCACAAAGACCUUCCUGGAUGCCAUGCAUGGUGGCAAAGUGCACCUAGCACGCUUUGUCCUGGACGCGCUGGACAACCGCAUCAUCAACUCCAAGACAGAGAACGGCCGCACCCCUCUGAUGUUCGCCGUUUGCCUGCAGGACCCCAUGGCCAGGGCCAAGUUUACCCGUCUACUACUGGAGAAAGAGGCUGACGUGAACUGCCAGGACGAUUACGGGCGCACGUCCUUGAGCCUGGCCUGUGAACUGGGCCAACUGGACGUGGUCAAACUUCUGGUGCAGUUCAACGCAAACCCUGAUGUGUCUGACACCUGGGGGAACAGCGCACUGAUGUACGCAGCCUACACCGGCCACAGCCACGUGCUGGAGUUCCUAGUCAGGUCUUUCAAAAGAAUGGGCAUGAGGCUGGACCGUACCAACCACGCUGGCCACUCUGCCAUCCAGGUGGCCAAUUUCUUUGGGCACGACCAGUGUGUCCAGGCCCUAAACUCUGGGAGGAGGGGGUUGGUGUCAGAUGACCAACUAGGGGAGGUCGGGAUCGGGAAAGAGGCAGGGACCGAGCGGAGGCAACCAAACAAACUCCCCAGGCAGGUUCUGGAGAGGUUCUCUAAACCGUUCCACAGCACGGAUGAAGCCCAGCUACCUAAGGUGUUCCAGAGACAGCUGAGGGUCGGGGACAGCCACGAGCUGUGGGCGCGCAUCAAAUGCCAGAAUAAGUCCCUUGAGAGAAAAGGCAAUUGCCUAGAGAGGGGCCAGUCAGAAGAAGAACAGGAUGACAUAUUCCCAGCCAAACAGAUACAGUCACAGAACUGUAAGCUAAGGCACAUAAGGGGGGUUAAAACAAUGAGCCAUUGCCCAGAGCCAAGCCAGAAAGAUGUCAGCAGAAAUGGACGAAUGAAACAGGAGGAGCCAGAUAGUAUUUCAGUCUGGGGCAAAGCAAAGUCAUUUAACCUGGACCUGCUGAGCAGCAGAAAGCAGUCCUAUCAUGGGGAUGUGCGUGACAUGAGUCUAUCAGCCAGGAAAUUAAAGAGAGCCUCACUGCAGGAUGAAAGAUCCCUGAUAGUCAAGAAUGAAUGUCAAGAGAGCAACUGUGAGAUGACAAACGAUGCUGACAAAACUGUCACUGCGCAAAAAGCACUUUUAAACGGCAAAAGUCCAUCUCCGAGAGCGCCUGAGGAUUCCACCAGGGCGCCAAAAGAUGAAAAUAAUGACAUCGCUCAAUCAAGCAGGAGGGGGAGUCAGAAGUGCGGCGGCCUCCCUCCGAAUGGACGACUCAACAAACUCCUCUUUUACAGAGAAGAGAUGGAGCCGGAGAAGAUUCCUGUCCGUCCACCGGGGUUCACCGGGUUGGGAACCAGAUUACUUCGGCGAUUCACCGCCCCUGAGUUCAUGAGACUGGUAAUUAACUCUUCCUCCGAUUCCUCACAGGGCAGAGGGAGGAUGUCCCGGUCUGAGACUUUCCCCUUUUCUCACACUCACCAGAGAGUUAACAGUCAGCCAAGCGUGGACAGCAUUAGCGGGGUGAAGUGUGAAUUUGAGAGCAGUUCCUGCAGUGUCUCCUUCGAGUAAAAUGGAAAUCAACUGUUCAAUUUGGAGAAUUAGUGGCAGUUGAUUUAAUAAAGCAUUUUUACAUUCCUUUAUUCUUAGAUUGGAAAUAAAAAAUGAUCAUAUAGCUAAGCUAAGCUUGUGUUUCUUGAGUGUAACGAGUACAGACCAUUGCUUUGUCUGUAGAUUCACUUUUAUUUGACACAAUAUUAUAUUACACUACUAAUUAAAUGUGUAGCGUAUAUUCUAUUUAUCAUGUAUAAUUUUUUUAUAAUGAAUCACACACAGGCCAUGCUAUAUGAAUUGUAAUAUAUUUCUUAAAAUGUUUUCAAAUGUGACAGUAUUCUAAUUUCUGCAUUUGAUACAAUGUAUGUGUGAGAGAGGGGGGACGAGAGAAAGAAAGAGAGAGAUGGACCUGUGUGAAAGGGGACAUUAAACAUCAAACUGAAUAGGAACAAAAUAGUGGCUAGUUUAUAAAGAUCAAGAGUCAAUAUGCAUUUAUUUAUUUUUUUACAAAAAGAUUAUAAUGUAUCAUUUUUUUUUAAAACCUAGAAAUACUAAUACAUUAAAUAUAUUGUAUCACUGGUAAGAAUACAAAGACAAUGUGCAAUGUGUUCUCAGCUGGUGCACACAUUUUCUGUAGCAACACACACAUCCUUUAGUUUAAAAAGUCGGCCGCAACAGAGUGGAAGGGAUGGUUGAGGCAAACACUUUAUGCAUCCAGGCAUAAACACACACACUUAAUUAAGUUAAAUUCAUACCAUAUAAGUACAGUGGCUCUGCAAUUAAGUCAUAUAAUAUUACAAGUAAGUCCUGUACUUACAUGAUUUGUUCAUCUGCUACAUUUCAAGUUGAUCAUCUAAGGUUAAAACUUAUUUGCAAUUUCACGUUGCAAACCGUUCACAACACUUUUCGGGAAAAAGAAAAAUAGAAUAAAUAUUAAAAGGAACAUGAUUCCUUGAGCACAAUGAAAACAAACAGCCAUCCCCUCAUCUACAAAUUUGUCAUGGUGAUACUGGCGGCAGGUCUCUCAUAGUAGCAUGUUUUAAACAUUCUGAUCAGGCCAGGUCUGCCUUCAUUUGGCCAUGCAAAUUGUUUACUGACAAGGUGAACUUCAGUCAAUGUCCCAUAUGGUUGUAGAGGUAUGUAACAUCAAGCUUCUCUCCAAAUCAUGAGCUAUACAUGAUAAAAUAGUUUUUAAUUUCAGCACUUUUCAGGAGGAAUGAAGCAUUAUUUCAAUGAGCUGUAAGGGUACCAACAAAUUUGAGCACGUCUGUAAGUGGUACUCACUCAGAUGUUCUUAACACUUAAUGUUUUUGAGUACUGUUAACAAAACAAAUAUUAGGUUAUAGAGUAAAUCUAACUUUAUUUGUCUUUGUUCUGCUGAGUUUUUACAAGUUAUGAUUGUUUAAUAUUUUACUGUCAAUCUAACAUUUAUUAAAUAGGUUGUUCUUGCUUGAUUGUAUUGU
Oncorhynchus nerka (sockeye salmon) is the source of this 3121-nucleotide messenger RNA. RefSeq lists its product as uncharacterized. Gene Ontology annotation, molecular function: protein binding. Lineage: Eukaryota; Metazoa; Chordata; Actinopteri; Salmoniformes; Salmonidae. The record is from RefSeq and is a predicted model, not a curated record. Gene Ontology annotation, biological process: regulation of gene expression. Gene Ontology annotation, cellular component: nucleus. Bases 75 to 1676 code for a protein of 533 amino acids. The transcript has a single exon.